Megachile rotundata (alfalfa leafcutting bee) is the source of this 997-nucleotide messenger RNA. RefSeq lists its product as uncharacterized. The record is from RefSeq and is a predicted model, not a curated record. NCBI's taxonomy places the organism in Eukaryota, Metazoa, Arthropoda, Insecta, Hymenoptera, Megachilidae.
AUGGUCAUGUGCUACAUGUAUGACCUCCAUAUUCAACGAAGUCAACCCGGUUACGCCAAUGACUGUUCAAACGCCACAUAUCAAGCAUAUUUCAUUUUUCACGCAACAAUUCCUGAUCGAAACAGCUGUGCAACGCCUAUAAAAUUGUGUCCGAAAGUGGAGCCCAAACAGUUGAAACUAGCUAUCACGAUGAAACUACUUUCGGUGUUGCGAGUGUCCCUCAUUACCACGUUUUACUGCGUUUCCGUAAUUUCGUCGGUUAAAUGCGACGCUCGAACGAGUCAGAAUGAGCCAAUUGCGGAUCCAAAAAGCUCGACAGUAAAUACAUCUCAAGCAGGCAGGGAGAUUCAUAUCAACGACAUUGUUAAACUUUUACGGCUCCUCGAGAAGAACUUUGACCAGCUGACGGCGAGAAAGCAAGUUUCGGAAGUCCUCGGUCCGGACGACGAUUUGAAAAACAAGGUGUCUGGCGACCAUGUUGAUGCGGAACAGAGCUUGCAGAGAUUGUUUCGACGGGCGGCGCCUGACAAUUCGUCUGCGGAUUCUGACUCGUCCAGCAAAAAUCAGGCAGCUGUAAAUGAAACUUCAGACAGCACGAAAAGCAACGCAGACUCUUCGCAAGAACGAAACGUAAAGACCGAUAAUCCGUUUCUAGCGAAUUUGUUUAAAAAUGGAUUUCUGGGCAACGUCGAGGCGGGUUCGCCGCUGCAGCCCGUCAAGCAGAUCUUGGGAUUCCCAAGGAAGUUAUUCGAGCGUGGCAAAAACGUGCUGAACACUGUGAAAGAAAACGCCGAGGGUUUGGCUCCAGUUGGUAUUCACAGAACGCUGAAGCUGGGUCCGUGGUCCGUGAACUUUGACAUGGGGAAACCAUGAUCCGUUAUCGAGUUUCAGACGGGCUUUCUAGUAUAAAGUUCUUUCGAUGUAAGUUUUUUGCUUUAGAACGCGGUUGCAUUUAGCUGAAAUAAACGGAUGAAUUUAUUGCUGGAAAAUCAAGGUU